AAUAUUAGGAAAAUGGGAUAUAAAAAAUUGAGUUGACUUUUCUACGAAUAAAUCUUGAUUUUAAUGUAUCCGUUAUCCGACGAUACGAUGAUACGAUAUUAAUUUUAUUGGUUGAAUUUUUUUAACUUCGAUUGGUGAUAAAAUUACGCAGUUUUUAAAUUUAUUGCAUUUUCAUGCCUCCGUUCAUCGGAUAUACGGUUUGCUUGUUUUCGAGUGAUAAUUUUAAGAAAGCUGGUUUCUUAAUAUAUCUUUUGCUAUGUUCUUCUGAACAAAAUGAGGACCGUCUGGCUGCCGGUACACGCUGCGUUCACUACUGCAUAUCCCAUCUCUGUAUUUAAAAUCUGUUCACUACUGCGCAUCACAAGUUCGCCCUAUAUUUCAGGAACUAGAGAGGCUAGGACAAACAUAUGUGUAGCAUAUUCAGAUAAAAAAGUAGCAAAUUAAUGUGAAAUUCGCAUCAUUUUCUCUCUAGAGUGUUCCUUUUUUUUGGAUACAAUCUAUUUAGAUAACAUAAAGAUCUUUAUUAACAUAAUAUAAAUUACCUUUUCCUAAUAUUUGUAUCUAAUAAUUCCCUACACCCAUACAGGAAUUGACUGAGCAACUAGAUGGAAAGUUUUUUGUUGAAGAUGCCCAAGCAAAAUUUAGACCCUGCUGCAAUGCUCAAAUUGCUGAAAGCAGGUUUUAAAUUUAAAGUUGACUGUUUUGUAUACUACUGUUAUUAUUACUACAUCUUACAUUUAUAUUGUUUUAGCCCUAUUGCCACAGAUCAUGGAAAUAUUAGCCCCCGUUUUCCAAAAAAUAGACGUCAUUGAGACAAAAUUGGACGUGUCUUUAAAAAAGUUGAACAAAGUGCAACCAAUUGCAGUGUCAAACUACAUCAGCGAAGACAUGAGUUGGUGUCCGUUUAAAUUUCCGUUAAAUAAGAUGGAAGAGGUCCAGGAACUAGAAAAAAAGUUAAUUUACACGGAUUUCAGCAAUAAAAUGUUUGAACACUUAGUGCACAAAACAUGUGCAAUUGACACCAAUGACGUAAAAAAAGUAACGAAACGGGUCCUGACAUACAUGUUUACUCUGGAAUUAUUAAGUCAAUUUACGUGGACAGGAAGAGGCAACAAAAAACCUGCCUUUGCCAUACUGACAAGGAUACUGCAUUUAAUUUUGGAGGUUCAGAAAAUAACCGACCAAACAUAUAAUGCAGAAAGGUCUCGCCUGUUUUUACAGCAUAAUUGGUUUAAGUGUUUAAAUCAAACGAUCCGUCGUUCUGAGUUAAAAAAAAGCCAGCCAAACACUGAAGAACACGCAAGUCAUGAUAGUCAAGAAAUUAAGCAAGAGAAAAGCUAAUUUUUUAUUUUGAUAAUUUUUAUAAGUUUUUUAUAAGUUUUUUUUUUAAUUUUAUACUUGUUUUGUUAAAGUGUUAAUAAUAUAUCGUCAGUCUACAAACAAAACAGAGUCCAAUUAUUAGAUUUUUGACUUAUUUAUAUAAUUUGACUAGAAUUAUAUAAAU
Messenger RNA from Sitophilus oryzae (rice weevil), 1504 nucleotides. RefSeq lists its product as uncharacterized. The record is from RefSeq and is a predicted model, not a curated record. Lineage: Eukaryota; Metazoa; Arthropoda; Insecta; Coleoptera; Curculionidae. Bases 769 to 1341 code for a protein of 190 amino acids. The transcript has 3 exons.